AUGGCUGCAAACAAAGCUGUGGCAGCUCUGAAGGGAGCCUUUUCAAGCGAGCAGGUGGUAUUUCCUGGUUCUGACGAGUUCACUACUCUCAACACGUCGUAUCUUUCCAAGGCACAGGGCGAACUUGAGCCGAGGGCCAUCUUCCUGCCCGCAGAUAGGGACGAUGUUGCCAAAUUUGUACGCUUUAUUGGACCCUAUGUACUCCGCGGCGACAUCAAGUUUGCUGUACGCGGCGCCGGGCAGCAACCUGCGCUCGGAUGUAACAACGAACACGAUGGGAUCACUGUCGACUUGCGCAACUUAUCCGGUAUUCAUCUUAAAGACGAUCAUACGACCGUCUCGAUCGGGGCGGGUGAGCGUUGGGGUGAGGUCUACUCCAAACUACAGGAGAAGGGACUUGCCGUCACUGGUAGUCGAUCUAGUCUGGGUGGCAUUGGUGGGCUCUCUCUCUCUGGUGGUCUGUCCUUCUUCUCCAGUCGCGAAGGCUUCAUCACCGACAAUGUCACCAAUUUUGAAGUCGUCCUAGCAUCCGGAGAGAUUACCAACGCCAAUGCAAACGAGAACACGGAUCUGUUUGUCUCCCUCCGCGGUGGAGGGAACAACUUUGCCAUUGUUACCAGGUACGACAUGCGCACCUUUAAGCAGGGCAGGUUCUGGGGCGGUGCCACCUUCUACUUUCCCAACAGCUUCCCAGGCCAGGUAGAAGCCUACGUCAAGGACCUCAAGGAUCCGGAAGCAACGGACGAGACACACAUCAUGAUUGGUGCUGGCUACAGUGCCGCCUUGGCCCAGAUCAGCGACAUCAUGUGUAUGAACCAGGUGUAUUAUACCAAGGAAGUCGAGAACCCGCCGGUUCUUGAACCCUACGUCAACAUGCAGCCCCAGAUCGACCAAAUGCGAUCCGUUCGCAUGCUGGAUCUCGUGGAUGCAGCAAAAGAACAGACAGCCCAGGGAUCUUCGACCUCCAGAAUCUCUUACAUGAACACCACUGUGAAGGCCGACGUCCCGACCCUGAUGGCCGCAUACCAAAUCUAUGUGGACUCAUUGGGGCCUCUGAAAGCGGCGGAAGGCCUCACCACAUCGUUCACCCUCCAGGCUUAUCCCAAGUCUCUGCUCGAAAAGACAGAUCCUGCAGGCGGGAACUCGCUGGGGAUCGACGCCCAGGACGGACCACUCAUGUCGAUCUUGAUCUUGUCCUUCUGGCAGGACAAAAAAGACGACGACAAGAUCCAGUCGACUUUCAAGGCCGUCAUCGAAGCCAUUGAUAACGAUGCAGCGACGAGGGGCACGGCAGUCGCAUACAAGUACAUGAACUACGCCGCGCCUUUCCAAGACCCCAUUGGAUCGUAUGGCAAGGAGAAUAAGGCCAGGCUGCAGGCAGCUAGUAGGAAGUAUGAUCCUGAGGGUCUGUUCCAGAAAGGGGUCACAGGCGGCUGGAAGUUGUUUGACUGA
Molecule: messenger RNA, 1452 nt
Organism: Diaporthe batatas
Lineage: Eukaryota; Fungi; Ascomycota; Sordariomycetes; Diaporthales; Diaporthaceae
Exons: 3
Coding region: 1-1452 (483 amino acids)
Molecular function (GO): FAD binding
Source: RefSeq, a predicted model, not a curated record